UGUAUGUGCCAUAAUGACGUUCCUCUCAUAAGCGCCUUUAACAAGACAGAGUGACGCACCUUGACAGGCUGAGACACCUUUACCUCCAAACGGGUUAGCAGCUCUGGAAGCAAAGGCUCCAUCAGAAACAACACCCAUACUGUGGCAAGGUGUGCUGCAGCGGCUCUCAUGAUGGCAGAACAUGGUGACCCUUGCACAGGGUCAGACAUGUCCUACUGCAUGAAUGGAGGAAAGUGCUUUAAAAUCCCCUCUGUCUCCACACCCAACUGUGUAUGCAACGAGCAUUAUAAAGGCAGCAGGUGUGAGCAGUUCCAACUGCUGAGCAUUUCGAACGACAAAGAGGAGACAGGCAUGAUCGCGGCUGUGAUCCUCCUCCUCCUCCUCCUCAUCCUGUUUGUGUUGGCCGGGAUCAUAUACUACGUUUACAGAAUGAAAAAGGCCACUGCCCAAAGCCAACCAAAACAUGGAGAACAGUACUGGAAAGUGCAGCAACGGGACACAAGGGGGUUACCAUGA
Messenger RNA from Electrophorus electricus (electric eel), 516 nucleotides. RefSeq names its product neuregulin 4 (gene nrg4). Lineage: Eukaryota; Metazoa; Chordata; Actinopteri; Gymnotiformes; Gymnotidae. Gene Ontology annotation, molecular function: growth factor activity; epidermal growth factor receptor binding. Gene Ontology annotation, biological process: positive regulation of cell population proliferation; epidermal growth factor receptor signaling pathway; positive regulation of mitotic nuclear division. The record is from RefSeq and is a predicted model, not a curated record.